AGCUGGAGGAGUGCAGGGAAUGAGGUCUUGGAUAGAAACCUGCUAGUUGAUUGAGAGACCGGGGAGAGUUUCCCUGCGCAGGUUCCCGGUGCUGAGGAUCAGACAGCUCUGUCCCUGGAGGAGUGCCUUAGGCUGCUGGAGGCCACUUUUCCUUUCGGGGAGAAUUCCGAGUUCCCAGCUGCGGAUGUCUCCACCCUGAGCGAAGCUGUGCCCGGGCAGAGCCGUGCCACGGGUGUCCCCUCCAGCCUGCUGUCCCCUCUCCUGGCCGAGACCGAGUCACCCUUCGACCUGGAGCAGCAGUGGCAGGACCUCAUGUCCAUCAUGGAAAUGCAGGCGAUGGAGGUGAACGGCUCGGCGGCCGAGGGGCUGUACGGCGGCGCGAGCGCAGACCUGCUGACAGCCAACUACAGCCUGGCCCCCAGCACCCCCAUCAACCAGAACGUCAGCCUGCAUCAGGCCUCGCUGGGCAGCUGCUCCCAGGACUUCUCCCUCUUCAGCCCCGACAUGGAGAGCCCCUCCAUGGCAGGAGGCUCGGCCCUGCUCCAGCUGGCGCCGGAUAACUCCACCGGCCUCAACAGCACCUUCGGCUCCACCAACCUGAGCGGGAUCUUCUUCCCACCACAGCUCAACAGCACAGUCAACGAGACCUCUGGCCCCGAGCUGCCUGACCCGCUGGGAGGGCUCCUGGACGAGGCCAUGCUGGAUGAGAUCAGCUUGAUGGACUUGGCCAUCGAGGAGGGUUUCAACCCCGUGCAGGCCUCGCAGCUGGAAGAGGAGUUUGAUUCCGACUCAGGUCUUUCUCUGGAUUCAGGCCACAGUCCUGCUUCUCUGAGCAGCUCCGAAGCCUCAUCCUCCUCGUCCUCUUCCUCCUCGUCCUCUUCCUCCUCCUCGUUUUCCGAGGAAGGAGCUGUGGGUUACAGCUCCGACUCGGAGAACGUGGAUUUCGAGGAAGCCGAAGGGGCGGUUGGCUACCAGCCAGAGUACAGCAAGUUCUGCCGCAUGAGCUACCAGGACCCAUCCCAGCUGCACUACCUGCCUUACCUGGAGCACGUUGGCCACAACCACACCUACAACAUGGCCCCGGGAGCGUUGGAUCCCGAGGAACCCAAACUCCCCAGCGCCAGCAAGAAGAGCAGCAAGGAGAAACCCUCGGAAUUCCUGGACAAACAGCUGAGCAGGGACGAGCACCGCGCCAGGGCCAUGAAGAUUCCCUUCACCAACGACAAGAUCAUCAACCUGCCCGUGGAGGAGUUCAACGAGCUGCUGUCCAAGUACCAACUGAGCGAGGCCCAGCUGAGCCUGAUCCGCGACAUCCGUCGGCGCGGCAAGAACAAGAUGGCGGCGCAGAACUGCCGCAAGAGGAAACUGGACACCAUCCUCAACCUGGAACGCGACGUGGAGGAUUUACAACGCGACAAGUCCAAACUGCUCAGGGAGAAGGUGGAAUUCCUCAAAUCCAUCCGGCAGAUGAAGCAGAAGGUACAACACCUUUACCAGGAGGUGUUCGGGCGGCUGAGGGAUGAGAACGGACAACCCUACUCGCCCAACCAGUACGCGCUGCAAUAUGGCAGGGGCGGCGCCCGCCCGGUCUAG
Acanthisitta chloris (rifleman) is the source of this 1593-nucleotide messenger RNA. It is a transcript of the gene NFE2L1, whose product is annotated as nuclear factor, erythroid 2-like 1. Gene Ontology annotation, biological process: regulation of transcription by RNA polymerase II. The transcript is spliced from 5 exons. Gene Ontology annotation, molecular function: RNA polymerase II cis-regulatory region sequence-specific DNA binding; DNA-binding transcription factor activity, RNA polymerase II-specific. The annotation marks the transcript as partial. The record is from RefSeq and is a predicted model, not a curated record. Lineage: Eukaryota; Metazoa; Chordata; Aves; Passeriformes; Acanthisittidae. Gene Ontology annotation, cellular component: nucleus.